AAAUCUGGAUAUUGUCCUUGUUGCUGAUGAGUACAAGUUUGUGCUCACCACUCCUGCUCCUGCUCCUUUGAGCGCCCAAUCCACUGAAGAUGAAAGGGAGGCUCAUCGGAAGUGGCAUAAGGCUGAUGAGAUGGCUCGUUGCUACAUCUUGGCAUCUAUGUCAAAUGUUUUGCAACAGCAGCAUCACACCAUGCCUACUGCUGCUGACAUGAUGUUGAGCCUCAAGGAACUCUUUGGUGAGCAAGAUAGGGCUGCUCGGUUUGAGGCUAUGAGGAAGAUUAUGUCUUCUGUCAUGCCAGAGGUAGCUUCGGUGCGAGAGCAUGUUCUCAAGAUGAUGGAAUAUCUGAAUGAGAUAGAUGUGCUCGGAGGAAUUAUCGAUCUUGGCGAAGCCAAGAUCGAUAUCAUCCUGCACUCGCUCCCGAAGUCCUAUGACAACUUCCGCAUGAAUGCAAUCAUGAAUAAGAAGGGCUAUACUCUAGCCGAGCUUCUUACGGACUUGGUUGCAGCAGAGGGUCUUAUGGGAAGGGGAGCACAGGCUCAUGUUUCUGUAAAAGUUGGACCUUCUUCGUCGAAAGGCGGGAAGAAGAAAAAGCAAGUGCAGAAAAAGAGUGGUGGAACCCGUAGGAGCAGUGGGAGUGGUGGGAGCAAAGCGGUAGCGCCUUCUGGUGGCGUGGUGAAGCCAAAAGGCAAGUGCUUCAAGUGCAACAAGAGAGUACAUUGGAAGUCAGAUUGUCCCCUCAAGGACGCUCCUGGUACGUCUCUUGUUUUAGUUGUCGAAACAUGCUUUUCGGCUUGUUCUACCUGUUCUUGG
This is a messenger RNA of Striga hermonthica, 811 nucleotides long. NCBI's taxonomy places the organism in Eukaryota, Viridiplantae, Streptophyta, Magnoliopsida, Lamiales, Orobanchaceae. The record is from the annotation of a GenBank genome assembly.